AUGGGCCGUCUGGAUGGACUGCCAGCUGGAACGGUGGCGGUGCAUGUGCGAACCAGUGUGGACAAGACCACGAACGAAUCUUGGAUGGGCAAGCCGGAGAUGGACAGACUGUCGUUCGACACGUACAUGGAGAAGGUCCACAUGUUGGUGGCGGGCGAGAGGGGCGUCAGAGUAUUGCAUGAGAACUAUUCGGACACAGCUCAAUGCUUUCGAUACAUGCCGUCUGCGUUUGCGAGGCGCCUCUUGUUCUUCAACACAGAAGACGAGGUAGAGGUGCGAAGAGCGAUGUCCCUCGCAGAGGGCAAAUCGAGCCAAGCCUGGGAUGUGUCGUUCUGCACGGCUAAUCGGACGAACGAGGGCAUAAUCACACGAAAACGCAAGUUUGGAAUUAGGAAUAUAGUGAUAGAGUCGUUGCUCAACUUGGAGUUGUUCCUGGAGGCUGACGCAUGGAUUUGCACGCUUGCAUCAGCAUGGUGCGCGAUCAUUGACGAGUUGAGGAUGACAGUUGGUGGUAAAGCUUCAGCCCCGUUCAUUGAUUUGGCCUUCAAGCGACCAACGCGUUAUCACAGGGGUUGUCCUGAAGGCAUGCCGCUCUGUUAUUCAGGAUGGUAG
This is a messenger RNA of Prorocentrum cordatum, 612 nucleotides long. The record is from the annotation of a GenBank genome assembly. NCBI's taxonomy places the organism in Eukaryota, Dinophyceae, Prorocentrales, Prorocentraceae.